AUGGAUAUUGCCGAUGAUGCUGAUGAGCUGAGAUGUUCCUCUGCUACUUCUUCUACUGCUACUACCGCUACUAAAAAUGACCAUUGCCAGAAUAGCAACUCGGGCAUGGCCGUCGCUGUGGCCGUAGCACCUGUGGCUGUGCAACACUGCCAUUGUCCAAUGCCCACGCGCCCCCACCAAGAAUACGAGCACGGCCGGCCCAAGGGAGGCGGUGACGUUACAUACGGUUCUGACGGUACUGGCCGAGUGCGCGACAAAAAAAAAGGUCCGAGGUUUAUCCUUUGGUUGUUGUUGUUGUCAUGCUCCUCUGCUGUAUCCGUCUGGCACAUGUGUCUGUCUUCCGACCUUCCGUUCCGGCUUGCACAUACAUCAUGCCCAACCUAG
This is a messenger RNA of Exserohilum turcica Et28A, 384 nucleotides long. RefSeq lists its product as uncharacterized. The transcript has a single exon. Bases 1 to 384 code for a protein of 127 amino acids. Lineage: Eukaryota; Fungi; Ascomycota; Dothideomycetes; Pleosporales; Pleosporaceae. The record is from RefSeq and is a predicted model, not a curated record.